AUGAAGGAAACCAAAAAGUACCCUAUUGUAUCCUUGCUGGAGUCAUUCCGGCAAACCAUACAAUCGUGGUUUUGUAGACACAGAUAUGAUGCGCAUGAAACUUUCACAAAGUUGUCGAGCAAGUACGAGAAAGAGAUUAGGAAAAUGAGCAUGGAUUUGAGGAACUUGAGGCUAUCUGUAAAUAGAACAAAUUUGUGUAACCUGAUAUCUAAAUCUGUGGCCUAUGUGAUGUGCAAUGAAAGAUCGACGUUUGUCGUCGAUAUUGAGCAACGAACGUGCACUUGCAAGAUUCUACAAGUUGAUUUGUUACCGUGUCCACACGCUUUGGCUAUAAUUGCAAACACAAGAAGAGAUCCGUAUGAUUACUGUUCUUAUUAUUACACAAAAGAUGCGUACUUGAAUGCGUACCAAGAUUCUGUAUAUCUUGUAGGAAAUCAAGAGGAAUGGACAGUGCCGGAAGAAAUACAACGAGAAACAGUGUUACCUCCUAACUAG
Molecule: messenger RNA, 495 nt
Organism: Olea europaea var. sylvestris
Lineage: Eukaryota; Viridiplantae; Streptophyta; Magnoliopsida; Lamiales; Oleaceae
Exons: 3
Coding region: 1-495 (164 amino acids)
Molecular function (GO): zinc ion binding
Source: RefSeq, a predicted model, not a curated record